AUGAAACAAUUAUUGCAAAAGAUUCUUCGAAGGAAACGCUUUGAAACAACUCCAUUGGACACGAACUUGAAACGAUGUCUCACAACAUUCGACGUUACGAUGAUUGGAGUUGGACAAACGAUUGGAGCUGGGAUUUAUGUACUAACAGGCACGGUCAUCCGAAAUACAGCUGGUCCCUCAAUCGUUCUCUCUUUCAUUCUCGCUGGCUUUGCCGCUUUCUUUUCAGCUUUAUGUUAUGCUGAAUUUGGCUCUAGAUUUCCAAAAGCAGGAAGCGCUUAUUCAUAUGCUUACAUUGGUUGUGGUGAAAUCUGGGCGUUCAUUAUUGGAUGGGAUGUCGUUCUUGAGAAUAUGCUCUCAGCUGCAGUUGUCGCUCGUGCAUGGUCGGGUUAUAUCAAUGUAUUAGCAGAUAAUGCUAUCAAAAAUUUCACCAUUCAUCACAUUGGAGGAUUGCAUACAAGUAUCUUUUCUGAUUACUUAGAUGUGCUAGCUUUCAUCAUUGCUAUUGUUAUUUGUGUGAUUAUGUCAGGUGGAGUGAAGGGAUCAGCAACAUUCAAUAGUCUCAAUGGACUCUUAAACAUUGCUAUGAUUGCUGUGGUCACAAUUUUUGCCUUUAUUUAUGCUGAUUUCAAUAACUGGACAGGAACCACUGCUGAUGGAACAUCAAAAUUUUUCCCAUAUGGUUUCAGUGGGACACUAGCUGGUGCAGCUUCAUGUUUCUUUAGCUUUAUCGGUUUUGAUGGAUUAGCAACAGCUGGAGAAGAGGCUAAAGAUCCGGUAAAGGCGAUUCCAAAAGCUACCUUUUACUGCAUGGGAAUAGUAACAACAGUUUAUGUGUUAAUGUCAAGUGCAAUCUCACUGAUUGCUCCAUAUACAGAGAUCGAUCCAGACGCUGCUUUUGUGAGCGCUUUCAAAGAUCGAGGUGCUCAAAUUCCAGUGAUUUGUGUCACAAUUGGAGCAAUCUGUGGAAUGACCGGCAGUAUGUUUGGUUGUCUCUUCGCCUUGCCUCGAUGUGUUUAUGCAAUGGCUGAAGAUGGAUUGAUUUUUAAAUUUUUUUCGAUCGUCAAUCCUAGAACAAAGGUCCCAAUUUACGCAAUUGCUGUCUUUGGUCUAAUGACUGCGAUCAUGGCUGCUCUAUUCAAUGUUGAGACUCUGGUGGAUUUCUUAUCGUCGGGCACUCUAAUGGCUUAUUCAAUGGUUGCUGUUUGUGUCAUUGUACUACGUUAUCGUCAAGAUUAUUCAAAUGAUAACAGAGAGAAUCGCUUCUUCAAACUUCGAAUCCCGAAUUGGAUAAUGAAAUUUACAAACACUCGAUCGGUUGUCGCUGGCUUGAUCCCAAUGCUAUUCGGUUUUGCUGGAUUUGGAAUUUGUAUGUCAUCUGGCUUUUGGUCUUCUGGAUGGGCCGGAAAAGCUUGUGCAAUUCUCUUCUUGCUCUUUGCCUGUUGUUGCAUCAUUUGGAUUGGAUUACAUUCACAAAAUGAUGAUGUUCUUACUUUCAAGGUACCAUUUGUACCAAUUUUACCAGCAUUUUCUCUAUUUCUUAACACAAUGAUGUUGGCUAAUUUGGAUUAUUUGGUAUGGAUUCGAUUUGGGAUAUGGCUAGCUGUCGGUCUUGGCAUCUACUUUCUUUAUGGAAUGCAUCACAGUCUAGAAGGGAAAAAAGAGAAACAACUACAUGUACCACCCAUUUUGACGGAGAAAUUU
Messenger RNA from Mesorhabditis belari, 1701 nucleotides. Lineage: Eukaryota; Metazoa; Nematoda; Chromadorea; Rhabditida; Rhabditidae. The record is from the annotation of a GenBank genome assembly.